AUCCAGAGCGUUUCGAUUCAACGUGUCAGUAUCAUCUGCUUGUUUCUGGUCUACUAUCAGCCUCUGCAAAUUCCCGUAGAUCCUUCAAAUCGAACGCCGAAAGUGGGAACAGGCAAUCCAUCAGAGAAAGUUCAAAAAACGUUACCGAUGGCGAACAGAGCUCAAAUUCGCACCAGCAACUCAGCUCUUAUUGCAAUGAUUGCCGACGAGGACACGGUGGUUGGAUUUCUGCUUGCUGGAGUGGGUAAUGUGGACUUGCGGAGAAAGACAAAUUAUCUUAUUGUGGACUCAAAAACCACUGUUAAACAAAUUGAAGAUGCAUUUAAAGAGUUCAUAGCAAGGGAGGAUAUUGCUGUUGUGCUGAUUAGCCAAUAUGUUGCAAAUAUGAUAAGGUUUCUGGUGGAUAGCUACAACAAGCCUGUUCCUGCAAUUUUGGAGAUUCCAUCCAAGGAUCAUCCCUACGAUCCUGCACAUGAUUCUGUUCUUUCACGAGUUAAAUACCUCUUCUCCACAGAAUCAGUGGCAUCUGGGAGGCGUUAAAUGCAGAUAUACACUUGAGCCGUCACUAUGUUAUCAUUUGUUUUAUUUCCUCCAUUAAUUGUAUAUCAUGACUUCCAUUAUUCUUUUCAGAGAGUUGCUAAUGGUUCUCUUGCUAGUUUCUAUAAGUUAGAAUGUGCAGCUUUUAUUUGGAGAUAUGCUUUGAUGGCGUUUUGAAUUGAAUAAACGAUGUUUGAAGAAACUUUUGGAGUUGGGAGGCGUCCAUCAUGCAACAGUUGUUGGAAGCCUACUUGUUAACGUAAUGAUAUAGUUUGGUAGAAAUGUCUUUCCCUUUGUUUUUGUUUUUGUAAAUAGGGCACGGGAAAUUGGAGAGCGGCCGGAUGGGGGUUGGAGGUUGGAAGAUUGGUCGAAAGAAAAAUUUUAUUCAUGUGGAAUGGAGAAGCCAAGCUAAGUGGAUGUAGUUGCCCAUUAAAUAGUUGUAACUCGUUGUUUUAGUCGUUUAAGCACAGGAUCUUGUAGUGCUGUUACAGGCCUGUAGCAGGCUAUCGUACCUGCUUUGGAUGAAUGAAAAUUUU
Theobroma umbraticum is the source of this 1073-nucleotide messenger RNA. Its product is annotated as V-type proton ATPase subunit F-like. Gene Ontology annotation, cellular component: proton-transporting V-type ATPase, V1 domain; membrane. NCBI's taxonomy places the organism in Eukaryota, Viridiplantae, Streptophyta, Magnoliopsida, Malvales, Malvaceae. Gene Ontology annotation, molecular function: proton-transporting ATPase activity, rotational mechanism. The record is from RefSeq and is a predicted model, not a curated record. Gene Ontology annotation, biological process: proton transmembrane transport.